This is a messenger RNA of Magnolia sinica, 732 nucleotides long. RefSeq lists its product as uncharacterized. Bases 1 to 732 code for a protein of 243 amino acids. The record is from RefSeq and is a predicted model, not a curated record. Lineage: Eukaryota; Viridiplantae; Streptophyta; Magnoliopsida; Magnoliales; Magnoliaceae. The transcript is spliced from 2 exons.
AUGCUAAAGAGAGGUCAGGAGCAAGGUCUUCUUCGUGGCAUUGAGAUGUCGAGUCUGUCAGCUCCCCUAACUCAUAUUCAGUUCGUUGAUGACACCCUAAUAUUCUCUGAAGCUUCGAAUGAGAAAAUUGAGCACCUUCUCAUUGCUCUUCGCUGUUUCGAAGCGAUUUCGAGAUUACGGAUCAAUCUGAAUAAAUCAAAGAUUCUCGGUGUCAAUGUUCUGCAAAAGUCUCUCCAGAAGUUUGCUUCCACACUCGACUGCCGCAUCGAUUCCUUCCCAACAUAUUUUGUUGGUCUGCCCCUUUCAGUGGGAUCCCUGCCGAAGAGCAUGUGGGAGAGGGUAACCAAUGCCCGGGGUCGGUUCUUAGAGAGUAUGGAGAAAAUUCGAAGAGACUUCUUGUGGUUUGGUAAGGAAAAUCAGAGGAAGAUUCAUCUUCUAGAAUGGAAUCAGGUGUGCAAGGUUUUCAGAGAGGGAGUUGCGAAUGUUAAGAUUCUGAAGCUAAUGAAUUUAACACUGUUGGGGAAAUGGGCUUGGCGAUUUGCGUCGGAUCAAGAUGCCCUUUGGUCUUCGAUUGUUAGAGGAAAGUAUGGUGCUUCCCAUGGAAACUGGUGGCCUAAAGAUAAGUCACACUACAAGGUUUCUCAAAUCUGGAAAGGAAUUCUCAAAGCCAAAAACCAUGUAAUAGCUAACAGUAGAUAUGUGUUGGGCAAUGGCUCAGCGACUCAUUUCUAG